Daphnia pulicaria is the source of this 1875-nucleotide messenger RNA. It is a transcript of the gene Arr1, whose product is annotated as phosrestin-2-like. The transcript is spliced from 8 exons. Gene Ontology annotation, cellular component: cytoplasm. Gene Ontology annotation, biological process: G protein-coupled receptor internalization; signal transduction. Lineage: Eukaryota; Metazoa; Arthropoda; Branchiopoda; Diplostraca; Daphniidae. Gene Ontology annotation, molecular function: G protein-coupled receptor binding. Bases 53 to 1219 code for a protein of 388 amino acids. The record is from RefSeq and is a predicted model, not a curated record.
GCUCCAUUGUUUCAUCAUUCGCUCCUGCAAAAAAACUCCAUCCUAAGCAAAAAUGGUGUACGCUCUGAAAGUUUUCAAGAAGACUUCGCCCAACAGCAAGGUCACAGUUUACCUGGGCAAGCGUGAUUACAUCGAUAACAUCACCAAAAUCGAAUCUGUUGAUGGCGUCGCCUUGAUUGAUCCCGAGUACUUGAAAGGCCGGAAAUUGUUUGGCCAGAUCGUCUGCAGUUUCCGUUAUGGUCGUGAGGAAGAUGAAGUCAUGGGUUUGGAGUUCCAAAAGGACUUGCUCAUGGCUUCGGGUGAGAUUCGAGCCAGCCAAAAGAGUGACCUCACCAAAAUGCAGGAGCGUUUGAUCAAAAAAUUAGGCAGCAAUGCUUUUCCAUUCAUUUUUGAACUGCCGAAAAAUGCUCCACCUUCGGUUACUCUCCAACCAGGACCAGAAGCUUCUGGAAAACCAUGCGGAGUUGAAUACUUUCUGCGGAUCUUUGUCGGAGAGUCAAUGGAUGAUAGAGCUCACAAAAGGAGCUCCAUCUCGAUGGGUAUCCGGGUAAUCCAAUUUGCCCCGUCUCAGGGUCAACAGGGUCGUCAACCGUGCACGGUUGUACGUCGUGAUUUCGUCCUUAGUCCAGGAGACUUGGAGAUGGAAAUCAACUUGGACAAACAGCUGUAUCACCAUGGAGACCCUAUUGCGGUGAAUGUCGUCAUUCAGAAUCGCAGCAAUAAAACUGUGAAGAAACUCCGUGCCCAAGUUCUCCAAUGCAUUGACGUGUGUCUCUUUGAACACGGGUCAUACAAAACACCCGUAGUCACUCUCGAUACUUCUGAGGGCUGCCCAAUCCCCCCAGGUGGAACUUUGCAUCGCACUUACACCUUGACUCCACGUCUCGGUGCGGCCGUUGCGGACCGACAUGGUGUCGCUCUCGGUGGCCGUCUUCGUGAUGAAGAUACCGAACUUGCCUCGACUACUCUGAUGGCUAACCCUGACGAUCGCGAUGGAUUUGGCAUCAUCGUAACUUACUUGAUUAAAGUCAGGCUGUUCCUUGGUGCUCUGGCUGGUGAAUUGGUUGGUGAGCUUCCGAUUAUCAUGAUGCACCCGAAGCCAAAUCCCAAGAAGUUGCCCCGUAUGGAUAGCGUUGCUUUCGAAACAUUCGGAAGCAACUCUGUUGACGACGCUGGUCAAGACUUGGAUCGCAUGAAAUUGGACGACGUAGAUGAAUAAUAAGAAAAAUCUUUAUUUUCAAAACAUCUUUAUCAAUGGCCCUGCCUUAUUUAAGAGCAGCGAGUAACAGUCAUAUAGAACUAGCCUACUGUUGCCUCCGCAGGUGUUAUCCAAUUUAAUCCGAUAUAAAUGAAUAUAAUAAUGUACGAUUUCGCUACUAUAGAAACUAAUACAGCAUCCUUAAAAAAAAUUUGUUAUCUUUCUUGGGAAUUCCACCAACAUUUUAAUAUGUUGUGGCUUGUGUUCAAUGACUCACGCUUGUUUUCAAAGAAACCGGCAACUAUUUUUCCAGUGACGUAUGCACUGCUGUCAAACACGGAAGCAAAGUCAAGGAGAACAAUUUCGAAAUGUCUAAGUUUGAAGCACGGCAGCGCCAUAACUCUGUGCACGCGAGGAUUAAGCGAACUAAUCGCGUGAAGCCCUUUGGGGAUGUCUGCAGAGGCGCUGUCUACCAGCUAAGUUCCUCCUUGUUUUAACCUUGGUGUCAUAAUGUAUUCACAUUCCUAUGUAUUCCCGCUAUUCCGAUAAUUUUCGUCUGUAGUUGCUCAGAGACGUGUAUGAGUACACGUGUGAUUGUAAAAGGCUUCUUCAUUACCGGUGUAAAGAAUUUAUUUUAGACCAGGAUAUUGAGAGAAUUAAAAAGCAAUGAGAUGGCA